Symbiodinium natans is the source of this 900-nucleotide messenger RNA. Lineage: Eukaryota; Dinophyceae; Suessiales; Symbiodiniaceae. The record is from the annotation of a GenBank genome assembly.
AUGGGCAGUGGUGCCAACAUACAGCUACUGAGAGGGCCCCUGCUGCCAGCCGCGUUCCGUGCAAGAGACGAGUUCCUGGCGGUCUUUUGGGCAGACGACGGAGCGCGGCUGCGUCGAGCGCUCGCCGGCGUCCUGGAGAAGGCGUUUGCACCGCGGCAGGUGGCCGGCACCGUGCAGCCUUCUGCAGAGCCAUCGGCGCGUGUACUCGAGGUGAUGAUCCCAGAAGUGGCGUGUCGGCACCUCAUCGGUGCGCGAGGGGACCGCAUCAAGCUCCUUCGCGAGGAGUCGAGCUGCGAAAUCCACCUUUCUCCUGGAAAUGUGGCUGGCAUUGCCGCGCAGCGUCGCGUAAAGUGCAACGGGUUGGUCACCAACUUGGUGGAGGCAGCGGCCCGCGUGCACGAGGUGCUGGUGGAAUUUGCCGAGAUCGGCAUCCUCUCCCUGAGACAUUUCGACCUCCAAGAAGUGCCAGUAGGCGAGCAGGAGUCAGGGCAGAACGGGCCUCGCCGGCCUUUGGGCCCAGGACUUGCUGGCAUCGCGCGGCGUGAGGCCCGCAAUGCCCGAGUCGCUGUGCGGCAGCUGGUGGUGGCUGAGGAAUGUGGUUGGUUGAUUGGCAAGCGCGGGAACAAAAUCCACAAGCUCCGGGAGCUUGCUUUAGUCGCAACCCGGGAUGGAGACGAGGAGCUGUGCCACGACCGCCCGCGCUCCGUAGUCGAGAUCUUCGGGGCCACUAUGCCGAAAUGCCUCUGCGUGUUGCAGCUGAUUGUGGAUGACUUGGAGUUGUUCCCGGAGGUGGUUCCCACCACGACGCUCCUCCUCCCAAAGAAUCUGCUGCCCUUCGCCCCGCUUGGCUUUGAUGAGGUGCCUGGGGCAAAAUGGUCGGGUAGCAAGCGCACCAGCUAG